Gongylonema pulchrum is the source of this 768-nucleotide messenger RNA. NCBI's taxonomy places the organism in Eukaryota, Metazoa, Nematoda, Chromadorea, Rhabditida, Gongylonematidae. The record is from the annotation of a GenBank genome assembly.
AUGUCCGCUGGUCGACGAGGAGUGACGACGCGUAGAAGCAGGGCGGGUGGUGGAGCUGCGUUCCCGAAUCUUGCGGUGGCCGGCAAACGAGAAACAAAGCCCGAAAGCAGCACAGGAAGUGGUACCCAGCAGAAAAGAGGAAAGCGUGAACGGGGCAGUCGUGGACGCGCUGGCCGGGGCAGCCGUGAAGCCGGAAGCUCCCGAUUCAUACAGCAACAGGGCAUAUUCUCAGCCGGGCUCAACGAUGAUGGUCGACACGAUAAGGCCAAUAAUAACAUCAGAUUAGGCGAAUUCAGUGUGAGGAGCCUUGGAAGGAUAAAGAAAGAGGCAGGCGAAGAAGAGGACAGGCUAUGUGAUGAGAAACCGCUUGUCACGUACGAAUCGGAAUGGAUGUCCGAUGAGGAGGCAGAUAAUGAAGAACUGCGCGAACUGCUGCAAGAUGGGUUCCUUGUCGAUCUAAAGCCAGGAAAAAUCAUUCCGCUCGUUUUGCCGGAAACCGAGGAGUCACAGUUUCAGCAGUUAGCUGGCGAAAAAAUAAAAGAAGAUGUGGGAAAUGGCUGUGAGCCUACCACUGCUACUUCCGCUCCUCCCAAUAAGAAAAAGAAGAGGUCUAAUCACCGUCUGAUAUCGGGUAGUAGCUCCGAAGAGGAAAAGGUAAAUAUGAAAAAUCGAUUGGUAAUGAAAAAAAGGGAAGAUGUUGAACCCGUACUGGAUCCAACAGCAACAAGUAGUCGUCGGGCAGCUGCUAUCAUGCAGAAACUUCAACAG